GCUACUAUAUGCCGUGCUCUGAAAUUCGAGCUUGGUUUAACGCGCAAGGCCACGACGAAGAGAGCGAAAGAAAACGUCCCCGCCGAAAUCGGUGCUUACUAUUAUGCAAGGAGUUGGCGCCAUUCUAUCGGGGAUCUUAUCGGUUUGUUUUCUUGCAGCGACAACCGAUUUAUUCUUGCAGUGGCAACCGCUCCGUUCUUGCUCUGCGUUGUGUUUGGUACUGGCCGUUGA
Molecule: messenger RNA, 231 nt
Organism: Phytophthora sojae
Lineage: Eukaryota; Oomycota; Peronosporomycetes; Peronosporales; Peronosporaceae
Exons: 1
Source: RefSeq, a predicted model, not a curated record